GAGAUUCGUCGGUGUAUAAUCACCCCACUUCCUCCUGUCUUUUAAGUAUCACAGUGUCUAAGAAGUUGUGUGAAGAUGAUUCUGUUUUGGGUCAUGCUACAUGUUCUUCUUCAUCAAGGAAAUGCCUUGGUUCCAGUGGUCACAGUUCAUCUGGGCAAACCUGUGACUUUAACAUGUCAUGUAACUAUGGAAAAACACAGCAAUGACUGGCUUCACUGGUACAAGCAGACUGCAGGAGAUACUGUUAAAUUGAUUGUAAUGCUACGUAAGAAUACAAGCCCUGUUUAUGGACCUGGAUUUUCAUCCUCAAGUUUCAAAAUACCUGACGACGAAAUGGAUAAUCUGACAAUUGUAAAGACUGUAAGAGAAGAUGAGGGAAUGUAUCACUGUGCUGUUAUCGGCUGGGUUGAUUCUAAAUGGAAUGCAACAUAUUUACUUAUAGAAGGAAACACUGAGACAACGUCAAGCUACCGUGUUGUUCAGCAGCCAGCUGUUCUAGAUCCAUCCCGUCCAGUAGAGUCAGAUACUCUGCAGUGUUCACUCCUUUCUCAGCCUGAGGAAAAGAGGUGUUCAGGAGAACCCAGAGUGUUCUGGUUGAGAGCCAAAACGGAUAAGUCUGUUCCAGAUCUCAUCUACACCGAUGGAAAAACACAGUGUGAGAAGCCAUCAAACACCGAGAAGAGGUGUAGUUAUAACUUCUCUAGGAUGGUUUCCCCUUCUGAUGUUGGGACUUAUUACUGUGCAGUGGCCACAUGUGGUGAGAUAUUACUUGGAAACGGAACCACAGUUGAAAUUGCCCAUUCAUUAAGCAACGUUAUAGUGUUGGUGGUAACUGUGAUCUGCUUGGUCAUUUCUGUGGUUGUGAAUAUUCUAUUAAUCUGUUUCCGAGCUCAAAGGACAUCACACAAAAAAGGAGAAAGCUCCUUUUCACGACCACAACAUAACACAAAUCAACCAGAUGAUCUUACAGAAGAUGGAGAGCAUAUGACCUAUGCUGCCUUACAUUUCUCUACAGGGACGGUGAACAGGAGAGAGUUGAAGACUGAAGAAAGUGUGUAUUCAAAUGUCAGAUUUAGUCAAUUUGAAUAUACAUCCUGAUGAAGCUCAUUUGUCUGAUUAAGUCUACCGUUAAAAAACAGCAACCUUUAACAUGUUAAUAAAUACAUAUUUUAUUAAGUACAAAUAUCUUUGAUCAAUAUGAUUUUAUUGGUCUGUCAAAUAAUCUGUAUAAUUUGUUUUGCUUAGUGAAUUGACCAAAUAAAAUAAAUAUCCUUUUCAACAUUUUAAUUUAUUAAUUGUUUUUUUUGUACUAUUAGCUCAUAUAUACCACCCACAUUGUGAUACAUUCAAAUACAUGAAUCAAAAUUAAGUUUUCAAACUAAAAUAAAUGUUUAAAAUAAUUUUUUUUUUUUUGUUUUUCUGAAUAGAUAGCUUACAAAAAUCAGAAAUGCUACAGAUACCCCACCCCAGUCUGACCAAUGGCGCUACUAUGUGUAUUUAAUUAAUUAAGGAAUAUUUGUAUAAGGUCUUUCACUGCAUUUCACUGCAUUAUCAGGCUGUCAACAGUUAACAUAAAACAGUUUUUUAUUUAUAGGGUGUACGUAUUACUAACAGUGGAAAAUUAAAUAAAGGCUAUGAUAACAGAUUAUAAUUAAAACAAAAUCCAGAAACGACACCACAUUUUUGAUAAACAUAUUGACAUUCUUGUUGACAAUGUAUUGCCAGAUCAAAGGAAUUAUUAUAUUAUGGACUACUUUUCACUUAUUAUGCAUGAUGUUAGUUUAUUUGUCUCUCUGAUAAUUGUACGUGGUGAUAUUUAUUGUCAAUGUAUAGCUAUAUAUUUAUUGGCAGAGAUGAAUCAAUUCUAAUAAACUGUAUCUGUCUUUUAUUG
Cyprinodon tularosa is the source of this 1891-nucleotide messenger RNA. RefSeq lists its product as uncharacterized. Gene Ontology annotation, biological process: response to bacterium. The transcript has 7 exons. The record is from RefSeq and is a predicted model, not a curated record. NCBI's taxonomy places the organism in Eukaryota, Metazoa, Chordata, Actinopteri, Cyprinodontiformes, Cyprinodontidae. Bases 76 to 1098 code for a protein of 340 amino acids.